AUGUCGGCGGGGGAGAGGGUUUGUGACCUGAUACCCCUACUGGGAGCUACAUCCACAUUGGACCUUCCCAUAAAACAGCUGUUUAAGCUGCUGCACAAGUCAAUAGAGUUUUACCUGUGUUACGUGAUGAACAAGAACAAGGCUAUUCAGGAUUUACCGGUGUCAGAGGGAACUAUAGAUGACCCUUGGGGAAAUCUGUUCCGAGUGUUGGAGAUGGUCGGACGCAAACUGAACUGGGAAUUGAGUGACAUCUUCAAGUUACCAAUAAAGAAGGACAAGGUAUGGCAGAGAAUAGUUCAGUUCCACCGAAUGUAUGCAGAACAACCCAAACACGGCCAGCAGCUGCUGUACUGCACUCUGCUGCAGUUCCUCAGCUGUCUGCACGACUAUUGCUCAGCCCUUGACCCAAUGUCUGGUAGCAGCAUGGUGCUGGUGGAAGGGGUGGCGGGAGAGCCGCACGGUGAGCCCCCCGCCAAGAUGCGAAAGGUGGACACCACCGAGGACCCACUGAGUACAGAGUGGACCGUCGGCGAUCCCUCGCAGACCACCAUCAUCGAAAACUUCCAAUUCGCCUUCCAGUGCUGGCAACUGCUCUACAGCUCCGAAUAUUUAGAGAGAGAGUUCGCUAAGCUGAGCCCAAUGUUGGGGCUGGACCAGUGGAUAUCGGGUUUUCUGUGGGACGUGGCACUGUACCAAGGCCGGCACGAGGAAUGUCUCCGCAUGUUGACUGGGCAGGAACUGACGCGCAAGAUUCAUUUGAGGCUCGCUUCCACCAAUUUCUUCCUGGGUCACUAUCAGAAUAUGUUGGACAAUAUCCUUGGGGCUGUGUCGUGUUGGCCACCCCACUCCCAGGUCGGCUCCCUGUCCAUGGUUGCCCCCAGAGAGGGCAAGAGACGUCAUCUACACUUCCUGCCUCUCCGACGAUUCCCUACCCUGCAAUACUGCUGCAGACUGCUCAUCACUGCUCUCAAGAGCAAGAUGGUGCAUGUGACUAUGGAGUGUGACCUGGCUAUGGGUCACAUGCUGGUGCUGAUGCAGCUGGACUGGCCACACCACGAGAGUCUGCAGGCCGAAGUCACCGAGCGGAUACGGCAGCGUGGAAGCUUCACCUACGCUCUCUUCACCAAGUACAUUGUCCUGCCUGACAUAGUUGAUGAGUUCAUGCUCUUGUCUACAGAGAACUUGCCCCUUGACAUCCUCCCACCCUCGUCCAACCAAAUGCUCAACCAUCGUCGGAUGUCGACACGUGGUGUGGACAAGGGUGCAAAGGAAGACUUCAAGUUGGCAAUGAAGCGACAAGUGGCGCGCAGCUCGGAGCCCAUGGACAGUUUGAUCAUCACCUUCCUGACAGAGCAGAGAGACCUGAUCGGUCACAGCCUCACAUGAGGUCCAGCCGUUCGUAAACCUGGACCCUUACAAUACUCUGUGGCAUGUCGAGUUGAGUGCUCUCCAGAAGUCGUAGGUAACUGGCGAACACUACGUGUGUGGUGAGAGAUGUGGUUGUGAAUUGUUUUUGGGGCAGUGUUAUAUACCUCAACAUGGUUGAAGAACAGUUUGGCAUGUUGAGGUUACCAAAUCUUGUAAAUUGUAAGUAUACAGGUACCUCGUAUUGUAUUCCAAUUGUAUCGUAUUCUAUAACAAUUUUGUCAAUAAUCCCCUGUAUAUAUUUAAAAAUGUAUAUUUACAUGAAUCACUACCUAGUGUAUUUAAACCACUACUGUUAAAUAAAAUUUAGAAGUUUAUAAAUAUAUUUGUGGUUUAUUUAAUUAAAGAACUAAACAACUUA
Messenger RNA from Homalodisca vitripennis (glassy-winged sharpshooter), 1786 nucleotides. Its product is annotated as integrator complex subunit 10-like. The record is from RefSeq and is a predicted model, not a curated record. NCBI's taxonomy places the organism in Eukaryota, Metazoa, Arthropoda, Insecta, Hemiptera, Cicadellidae. The transcript is spliced from 9 exons. Gene Ontology annotation, cellular component: integrator complex. The coding region runs from base 1 to 1386 and encodes 461 amino acids. Gene Ontology annotation, biological process: snRNA processing.